Dipodomys ordii (Ord's kangaroo rat) is the source of this 3158-nucleotide messenger RNA. RefSeq names its product E74-like factor 2 (ets domain transcription factor) (gene Elf2). Gene Ontology annotation, cellular component: nucleus. Gene Ontology annotation, biological process: regulation of transcription by RNA polymerase II; cell differentiation. The record is from RefSeq and is a predicted model, not a curated record. NCBI's taxonomy places the organism in Eukaryota, Metazoa, Chordata, Mammalia, Rodentia, Heteromyidae. The coding region runs from base 248 to 2029 and encodes 593 amino acids. The transcript has 9 exons. Gene Ontology annotation, molecular function: sequence-specific DNA binding; DNA-binding transcription factor activity, RNA polymerase II-specific.
UCCAGAGAACUGCUAGUUCAGGUUUUGGCUCUUGGCAACUUGUGAAAAUCGUGAAGGAUGCUUAGACCAGUUAAUAUUCAAAUUGCUCUUGAAUUAAUCAUCUUUAGAAGACUGGAUUUCUGGAUCUCUACUAUACUCCAUCACUACUGACUCUUCGCACAUAAUGAUGCAGAUCUCUUUGCCUGGUCAUUAUCUAUGAAGCUUUAAUGACACUGAUGCAUAGCAUUUGAAGUUUCCUCAGGGAACAAUGUCAUCAGCAGUGGCUGACGGUGGGGGUUCUGUUUUGGAUCUUUCCAGUGCUGGAGUAGAAAAUCAAGAGGAAAAUGAAAAAGUUUCUCAAUACCCAGCAGUGAUUGUGGAACCAGUUCCAAGUGCCAGAUUGGAACAGGGCUAUGCGGCCCAGGUUCUGGUUUAUGAUGAUGAGACUUACAUGAUGCAAGAUGUGGCAGAAGAGCAAGAAGUUGAGACCGAGAACGUGGAGCCAGUGGAAGCAUCAGUCCACAGCAGUAAUGCACACUGUACAGAUAAGACAAUUGAAGCUGCUGAAGCGCUGCUUCAUAUGGAAUCUCCUACCUGCUUGAGAGAUUCAAGAAGUCCUGUGGAAGUGUUUGUUCCUCCUUGUGUAUCAACUCCAGAGUUUAUCCAUGCUGCUAUGAGGCCAGAUGUCAUUACAGAAACUGUAGUGGAGGUGUCAACUGAAGAGUCUGAGCCAAUGGAUACCUCUCCUAUCCCCACAUCUCCAGACAGCCAUGAACCAAUGAAAAAGAAAAAAGUUGGCCGUAAACCAAAGACCCAGCAAUCACCAAUUCCCAAUGGGUCUCCUGAGUUAGGAAUCAAGAAGAAACCCAGAGAAGGAAAAGGAAACACGACCUAUCUAUGGGAGUUUCUUUUAGAUCUACUUCAAGAUAAAAAUACUUGUCCCCGGUAUAUUAAGUGGACUCAAAGAGAGAAAGGCAUCUUUAAGCUUGUGGACUCGAAAGCUGUGUCUAAGCUCUGGGGGAAACAUAAGAACAAGCCAGACAUGAACUACGAGACCAUGGGACGGGCUUUGAGAUACUACUACCAAAGGGGAAUUCUUGCAAAAGUGGAAGGACAGAGACUUGUGUAUCAGUUCAAAGACAUGCCCAAAAACAUAGUGGUCAUAGAUGAUGACAAGAAUGAGCCCUGCAGUGAAGAGUUAGCAGCUGCUGCGGAUGAGAAGUCGUUAGAACGAGUGUCGCUGUCGGCAGAAAGUCUCCUGAAAGCGGCCACUUCUGUUCGAGGUGGAAAAAGCUCCUCUUCUAUAAACUGCUCCCGGGCAGAGAAGGGCGUGGCUAGAGUGGUGAACCUCACUUCUCCCGGGCCCGAUGCUUCCUCCAGGUCCCCCACCACCACUGCACCCCUACCAGCAGCCGCAGCUCCAAGGACAGUUCGUGUGGCAAUGCAAGUACCUGUUGUAAUGACGUCACUGGGUCAGAAGAUUUCAACGGUAGCAGUUCAGUCUGUGAAUGCAGGCGCACCAUUAAUAACCAGCACUAGUCCUACACAAUCAGCCCCUUCCAAGGUAGUCAUUCAGACAAUCCCUGCCGUGAUGCCAACCUCUGCUGAAAGUGGAGAUAAAAUCACCAUGCAGCCUGCCAAAAUCAUCACCAUCCCAGCUACACAACUUGCACAGUGUCAACUACAGACAAAGUCAAAUCUGACUGGCUCAGGGAGCAUUAACAUUGUCGGAACCCCCCUGGCCGUGAGAGCCCUGACCCCCGUUUCAAUAGCCCACGGCACGCCUGUCAUGCGACUCUCAGUGCCUGCACAACAGGCUUCCGGCCAGACUCCUCCUCGAGUGAUCAGUGCUGUCAUAAAAGGGCCAGAGGUUAAAUCGGAAGCAGGGGCGAAAAAGCAAGAACAUGAUGUGAAAACUUUGCAGUUGGUAGAAGAAAAACCAGCGGAUGGAAAUAAGACAGUGACGCAUGUAGUGGUGGUCAGUACGCCCUCCGCCAUCGCCCUUCCUGUGACGAUGAAAACUGAAGGACUGGUGACGUGUGAGAAAUGAGGGCCGCUGGCCUCGGGGUGUGAUGUCAGUGCUAGCACGGACGCGAACAGUGGCCAGGGCGGGCGUCAAGAAGUCAAGGGAAGACUUUAAAACAUUUUUAAUAUGUAUGAGAAACAAUCAGACUUCCUGGAAGUAAAUUCCCUGUCCCAUGUUUCAGUGGGGAAUUAAGAUGCUGACAGAAAACUGCCUCUUACAGUAGGAAACAACUGAACCCGCCAAUAAGAAAAAGGACUGAAAGGGACCAAGCAGCUCACUACACUGUCCAGUUACACUAAGACUUGGAACACUAACAUCUGUAAGAGGUUGUAUGGUUUUCAGUGGGAGGGGUUGGGAUGGGUGAUCUUGUUACAUAGAGCAAUUCUUGAUGCAUUUCAUAUGCAUACCAGCAUUUAUUACUGUGUUCGCACAGUACUCACUUAACUGGUGCUAUGUGAAGACUCUGCUUAAUAAUAGGUAUUAUAGAAUGUGAAUCGAAGAAUGGAUCCAAAAGCUUAAGAAAGAGGAUAGCAAAAAAGAUCUAGUGCGAUUUAUAUAUAUAUAUAUAUAUAUAUAUCUAUACAUAUAUAUAUAUCAUAUAGCUUAAGCUGAUUUAAAACAAAGGCCUUAGACUAAUUUUUGUUUUUUUUCCUUGAAAUAAGCUAAUGGCUUGUUUGUGUAAAGCUUUUUUAUUAAAAGAAAAAUUUUAAAAAUCUUGUACCUAGCACAGUAUUGUUAUAGAAUUUACAUGUAACAUUUUAUAUGGUAGUUUAAUUCUGUCAGUUUCUUAAUUGUGGACAAAUUAACAGUUGGCUCUGGCCUUUGCUGUAACCUGGCUGUGUCCCUCCUCAGCCCCGGCCACGCUGUCAGUUUCAGGUCUUCGGUCCCUUGGAAGUUCAGGCUCAGCAUGAAUUUUGGUCAGGUAGUCCUAAUACCUGGUGUUUGUUUUCUUUCUCAUUCUUUUUUCUGCCUUUCCUUCCUCCUCCUUUCUUUCUUUUUUAGUUGAUGUUUAAGAGGGAAAGUACCAGUGUUCAGAUUUGAACUAUAAUAGUUUGUAUAUUCAACAUUUGAAGUAUAUUCUAUUUUGUUGUACUCUUGUUUCAAAGUGUAUUCAAGUAGGUUUUCUGAAAUAUAGAUAUGAAAUUUAUCUUGA